Molecule: messenger RNA, 393 nt
Organism: Cloeon dipterum
Lineage: Eukaryota; Metazoa; Arthropoda; Insecta; Ephemeroptera; Baetidae
Product: venom serine protease Bi-VSP-like
Exons: 3
Coding region: 1-393 (130 amino acids)
Biological process (GO): proteolysis
Molecular function (GO): serine-type endopeptidase activity
Source: RefSeq, a predicted model, not a curated record
AUGCGCCCAGAAACCUAUGAAAGAUAUAAAGCUACCAUCUCUGGCUGGGAACGCACUUCAAAUGGUACCAAAAUUCCUGUUGAUGUUACCUCUAACACUCGGCUUAUCUACACUGACGUCUUCGUCAACGAAAAGAAAAUUUGCAAAUCGAUUUACCCUAAUGUGAGCACUGAAAAGACAAUUUGCACGUACGACACAAACGGAUCCGACGAUUGCGGUGGAUACGUCGGCGACCCCCUCACCAUCACUGAAUCUGACGGAGUGGAGACCCAAAUUGGAAUCGCCAGCUUUGGUCCUCACACAGAAGCAGAGUGCCACAGCGAAACUGGUUAUCCCGACGGCUUCGUCAGAGUCACAUCUUACUCUCCCUUGAUCAAUAUUUGGAGUGACUGA